GUAUUAAUGGCUCACUGAGAAUUGUGCAGGUUGGGCUCGAACAGCCAUAAGUUUCAACUUCAUGCGAAGCCUUGGGGAGAUGAGUCGCAUACUCCCGUGUAUCUAUGCAACAUGAACUGACGUGCGCGAUAGUCGCAUGGAUGUAGCGGGUUCGCACCAAGCUAAUAUCUUCGCAUAUUGACUCCGGUACACAGGCAUAUCCAUAUCCACGUUUCUCUCCGGGAUGCAAAUGGCAAGCCCAUCCUCGCUGUCUGAGUCCGACACAAAAACUGGUAAGCAAAGUGCGGGCAGUCAGGAGACGAAUUUAAUAAGCCAGGAGGCCGAGUGGUCUCUGGCUGGCGUUCCUGACGGCCUCCUGAUGGUGCGUAUAUCCAUCCUGCGGCAGAACUUCACUCAGACAGCCGACACUUCCGCCGUAGUUAUACCUACGCUUGUCCCGACAACCGACGGUUACAAAUGUUUCGUCGGCGGCGAAGCCUUUUGGACGCCGAAUGCCCUGACGUACGGCUACGACCCGCACGCUGCAUCGACCCUCAUCACCUCCCCACCUUCGGCAAUGCACCUCGAUAUUCGCAUGCCUGGCGCGGACAUGAGUCUGUAUUUCGCACUCUCUACCAUCUUCUCGCUGGGUUUGAGGGGAAUCGAGAUGAAGCUGAGCCUACCAGACACUGACGAAUCUGGUCUCCAGUGGAGAGGCUUCUGGAGCUUGCCUGGGACCAAGCGUGAUGGCCGGAACUUCGAAGAUCUGUGCUUGUAGGACCGAGCUUGCAUUGAAGACUGUCUUCGUCAGGGAAUAGUAAACUUCCG
Phanerochaete carnosa HHB-10118-sp is the source of this 807-nucleotide messenger RNA. RefSeq lists its product as uncharacterized. The coding region runs from base 230 to 757 and encodes 175 amino acids. The transcript is spliced from 2 exons. The record is from RefSeq and is a predicted model, not a curated record. Gene Ontology annotation, molecular function: glutamine synthetase activity. NCBI's taxonomy places the organism in Eukaryota, Fungi, Basidiomycota, Agaricomycetes, Polyporales, Phanerochaetaceae.